Symsagittifera roscoffensis is the source of this 1577-nucleotide messenger RNA. RefSeq lists its product as uncharacterized. Bases 303 to 1487 code for a protein of 394 amino acids. The record is from RefSeq and is a predicted model, not a curated record. The transcript is spliced from 2 exons. Lineage: Eukaryota; Metazoa; Xenacoelomorpha; Acoela; Convolutidae.
UUUUCCAAAUUGAAUAGAAUUGAGAUUCAAAAGCAAAUACUAAUCAAAGAAUUAUUCAUCACUUUCUGGCGACGCUGGGACUAACAGCGAGUAGAGUAACACGUGAAAAUUUAAAUGAAGUUUCAGUCAAAAAGCAGCAUAAAAUUUACGCCAACUUACAAUAAUCACUGAGGUUUAAAAUUUUGUCUUCGUUGUUCAUUUGUAGAUAAUCUGUAUCUAGCUGUUAAACUCUUAUAAAAUUAUUACUAUUCAGAAUGAAGAGUAAUAUUUAGAAUAUAUAACAUCGUCAAAGAAAUGUAAAAAUGGCCGCUUCAGAGUUCCAAACUGUCAACGUACCGCACGUCAAAUUUUUAUCCCCAAGAGACAAAAAAAUUCCAGUUGAAACUUACAAUAUUUACAAUAACUACACACCCGGACCGAAAAAAGUUCGAAAUAUUUCGGAUCGUUCUCAGACUGAAUGGGGUUUCACAAAAGAUGGCAUGGUCGAGCUUCCGCGGGCUGACAUUUUGACUUCGAAAGGACGAUCCCGAAACCCUGUUACGAGUCAAAACUCGGAUCCGAGGUUGCACGCGAUAGUCGAGAAAGGGAACUGGCAUCGCAACCGAAACUCGACUCUAAGAUGGAACCAAGCGUCUAUGUUUUCCCAAAAGAAUAACCCAGAUUUAAACAGCAGAAAUGGGUAUACAGGGAAUGAGGUGAUUACGGUGUCUUUAUAUAGACAACCGUCCGCUUAUGAAGUUUCUCUAAGGAAAAAGGGAAUGUUGCCAAACGAGAGCUCGAGACCAGUCACUGGAUUUCCGAGAUACAGAGAACAGACGCCAAGAACACAUUCUGAAGUCUCGCAGCAAACGACAGGACAAACUUCAAUAGGGGUGAACACAGUUAGCGUUCAAGACAUCGACCCGAACUCACAGGCUUUUCCUUUUACCGUUUCAUCCCCGCCGGUAGCUCGAGAAAUAGCAAAAGCCAAACUCUUAUACACCGACGAAGCGUCAAAACGCCGAAGAGUCAAGCCCCGUCCCAAAACAUCCUCAAGCGCUAAUAUUUUUCGGAAAUCGAAUGAAAGCGACUCUGAAUUCAAUUUGAGCAAUAGAUUACGUAACACGGCAUAUCAUUGGUCGCCCUGUGGAAUGUUGUCAGAGGAAGAAAUGAGACGAGCUUAUUCGUCAGUAACAGGUGAAAAAAUUGCUCUGCAGUCGCGAGCGUCGUCCAGAGGCGCUUCGAGGACAGCGGGUCGUGCCGAUUUAGGAGACGGCGGUUUAGACGAUCCGCCGUUACACCGUAACUUGCGAACUCGAACUUUAAAAUCAGCUCCUUUGUCUUCGCUGUUGAAAAGGCAGAUCGUACCGACUUCUUAUACCAUAUAUGGAGAUGAAGCUGUCUACAAAAGUGAAUCUGGUUCUGGUCGGCCUCCUACAAGUGAAACUGAAAUACCCCAACAAGUUAAAGCCCCAUCGCAUGAUUCAGUCGAAGUAAAGUCUUCAUAAGCAGAAAUAAAAACGAAAAGCUCUUAUAUGAUAAAAUAUACGUUUGGUCGGCCGAGAUAUAUAUAAAAAAAAACAAAGAUUUUGAGUCAA